GCCCUGAGUGGGUGAAGCAGUGGUCCCUGGAAACAGUUCCGGGAAACCCCGCGUGUUGCCGGGGUCGCGCCGCCGUCCAUGAGGAGAAGGAGGAGCGCGCGCCAUUUGCCGUCGCUGCUUGGGCCUGAGCUGCGCCGCGCAGGCCCCGCUCCGCAGCAUAAUAAAAUGGCUAAUCAGGUGAAUGGUAAUGCGGUACAGUUAAAAGAAGAGGAAGAACCAAUGGAUACUUCCAGUGUAACUCACACAGAACACUACAAGACACUGAUAGAGGCAGGCCUCCCACAGAAGGUGGCAGAGAGACUUGAUGAAAUAUUUCAGACAGGGUUGGUAGCUUAUGUCGAUCUUGAUGAAAGAGCAAUUGAUGCUCUUAGGGAAUUUAAUGAAGAAGGAGCCCUCUCUGUAUUACAGCAGUUUAAAGAAAGUGACCUGUCGCAUGUACAGAACAAAAGUGCAUUUUUAUGUGGAGUUAUGAAGACCUACAGGCAAAGAGAGAAACAAGGCAGCAAAGUACAGGAAUCGACGAAGGGACCAGAUGAAGCAAAGAUUAAGGCUUUGCUAGAGAGGACUGGUUACACUUUGGAUGUAACUACAGGACAGAGGAAAUAUGGGGGCCCUCCUCCCGACACUGUAUACUCUGGUGUUCAGCCUGGUAUUGGAACAGAGGUUUUUGUUGGUAAGAUUCCCCGAGACUUGUAUGAAGAUGAAUUGGUACCACUCUUUGAGAAGGCUGGUCCAAUUUGGGAUCUACGCCUCAUGAUGGAUCCUCUUUCUGGUCAAAACAGAGGUUAUGCUUUCAUUACCUUUUGUAGUAAAGAUGCAGCGCAGGAAGCAGUCAAACUGUGUGACAACUAUGAAAUCCGUCCUGGGAAGCACCUUGGAGUAUGCAUAUCCGUGGCAAACAACAGGUUAUUUGUUGGGUCAAUUCCAAAGAAUAAGACUAAAGAAAACAUAUUGGAAGAGUUCAGUAAAGUCACAGAGGGUUUGGUGGAUGUAAUCUUGUAUCAUCAACCUGAUGAUAAAAAGAAGAAUCGAGGAUUCUGCUUCUUGGAAUAUGAGGAUCACAAGUCAGCAGCACAAGCUCGCCGCCGCCUGAUGAGUGGGAAAGUAAAAGUCUGGGGAAACGUUGUGACAGUGGAAUGGGCUGAUCCAGUAGAGGAACCUGAUCCAGAAGUCAUGGCAAAGGUGAAAGUUUUAUUUGUAAGAAACUUGGCCACUACUGUGACAGAAGAAAUUCUUGAGAAAUCCUUUUCUGAAUUUGGAAAGCUGGAAAGAGUAAAGAAGUUGAAGGAUUAUGCUUUUGUUCAUUUUGAGGACAGAGGUGCAGCAGUGAAGGCUAUGAAUGAAAUGAAUGGGAAAGAGAUAGAAGGGGAAGAAAUUGAAAUAGUCUUAGCAAAGCCACCGGAUAAGAAAAGGAAAGAACGUCAGGCUGCCAGACAGGCCUCCAGAAGUACUGCGUAUGAAGACUAUUAUUACUACCCUCCACCUCGCAUGCCACCUCCUAUUAGAGGCAGAGGCCGUGGAGGGAGAGGUGGAUAUGGCUAUCCCCCAGAUUACUAUGGCUAUGAAGAUUAUUAUGAUGAUUAUUAUGGUUAUGACUAUCAUGACUACCGUGGUGGCUAUGAAGAUCCCUAUUACGGCUAUGAUGAUGGCUAUGCUAUAAGAGGAAGAGGAGGAGGAGGAAGGGGUGGGAGAGGUGCCCCUCCACCACCUAGGGGGCGGGGAGCACCACCACCAAGAGGUAGAGCUGGCUAUUCACAGAGGGGGGCACCCAUGGGACCGCCGAGAGGAGCCAGGGGUGGGAGAGGGGGUCCUGCACAGCAGCAGAGAGGACGUGGUGCUCGUGGAGCCAGGGGCAACCGUGGGGGCAACGUAGGAGGCAAGAGAAAGGCAGAUGGGUACAACCAACCUGAUUCCAAGCGCCGUCAGACCAACAACCAGCAGAACUGGGGCUCCCAACCCAUCGCUCAACAGCCUCUCCAGCAAGGUGGUGACUAUGCCGGUAACUAUGGUUACAAUAAUGACAACCAGGAAUUUUAUCAGGAUACUUAUGGGCAACAGUGGAAGUAGACAAGUGAGGAGGGAUUGAGAAUAUUGGAAACAUAGAAUUGGCUGUAGCUCUACAUCCUUCAAAACAAAAUUGGCUUAAUGUUUCAUCCUUCAGUAGCGAUUGGCUGCCAUUUGUAUUGGGCUGAAGAAUCACUCUAUUGUGUAUAUACUCGAGUCUCUUAGUUUUCUUUUUUCAUAAACGCACUUGGACAUUACUGGGCUUGCAGAAUUCCUGAACUCCAUAUGGGGUUUCAAUGCUUUUAUCAUUUUAGGCUUCAUUUUAGCAGUUUAAAAGCAGGAAUGGCACACUGUUCAAUCAUGAUUUUGCAGAACCUCUGGUUUUGGACAGUUUCUUUUUUUUUUUUUUUUUGAUUUGGGAUAGACUACAUAGGAGUAUGCUGUACAUAAAAGUAAAGCUAGUGCUUUGUCUUAGUAGUUUUAAGAAAUUACAACAAAUUAAGUUUUCUUGUAUUGAAAAUAACGAUUGUAUGUUUUGCAUUCCUAGAAGUAGGUUAACUGUGUUUUUAAAUUGUUAUAACUUCACACCUUUUUGAAAAUCUGCCCUACAAAAUUUGUUUGGCUUAAAACGUCAAAGCCGUGGCAAUUUGUUCCUUGAUGUGAUUGUAUUUCCAAUUUCUUGUUCAUGUAAGAUUUCAAUAAAACUCAAAAAUCUAUUCAAAACAUUACCUAUUUCAAAUUCAAUUGUGUCCUAAAACAUUAUUUCAUUGGUAAUUCUUGCGAAAAACAUUGUUUUCAAAGUAUAACUGCCUAUGUGAGUGAUCAAAUUCAUGCAAAAUUUCUUGUGCUUUCCAACAUGUAGCCCUGUGGACAUCAGACUGAAAACUAGGAGAACUUGCAGAUUGCCCGAAGGGCACUCUUUGUUUAAUUGCUGUUCGAUAACUUAACAACAUCUAAUUUUGAAACCUUUUUUUCUUUUAAAAAGUGUUGAAAUGUAUCCAAACAUUCACGGAGAUCUAAUUUAAAUAUAUUCUUCUAAUGUAAUGUGGAGAAGGAAGCAGAGCCUACAAUGGUGUUAAUUUUGUUCCUUUUCGUUAUGUACUGUGGAGUCCCUCUAGAGGCUAUUCUGGUAGGAUCCAGUCGUAUUGUAUUAUUCAGCGUACAAGCACAUAGGGAAAUGGGUUUGAUCUCAAGCAUCUUAGCCUAAUAUUUGCCUAGGGAUGAGAAUUAUAGAUCAGGUGCUGUGGCACAGUAAACUAACUUCUUGCUACAGAUAACACAAACGUACUCUCCAUAUCCUGCUUAUUUCUGUCUUGACAUUUUAAUUUGAUGUUCUGCCAUGAUGAACAAUUUGCCUUAGAAUUCUCAUGCCUUGUAAUAAGGCUGUUUUUAAAAAAAAAAAAAAAAACAAACAACAAAAACCAAAACAAACAAACCCCCAAAAACCCAACCCAUAAUAUCUUUUGGGGGCAUUACUGGCUACAUUAUUGGGGUAUUAUGUGUUGCUUUGACCCUUGUCUUGGACAUUACCAGAUGUCAAUUUUAACUGGCAAGUCGUGACAUUACUCUUCUGUUGCAUCUGAGCCAUUCUGUACCCCAAUGAAGAACAUUUGCUUCUCAAGAAAAGGGAGAAACAAACGAAUUUAAACUUUCUCUAAACAAAACUAUUGCCGGACCUCUAAAUAUCCAAAUCAAACACAUUGCUCGUCCUUGAUUUACAACAUUCUAAACACAGACUAUUGAGGAAGUUAAACUUCAGUGGUCAUACUCCUCCCUUUGUCUUCUAUUCCUGUCUGGUGUCUCUCAAGUGUAUUUUGUCAGAAUGUUAACAGAAAGAUGAACCUUCCCACGCUUUACUGUUGUGGGUCUGGUAUAUAAUUGCAUGGUUUGAGUUUUUGACCUGAAUUGAAGUGAGGAUGUCUGCCCGGUUCUCAAAAAUGGGUUUGCCCCUGUGUCAGGCUCUUCCUUUCAAAUUAAUAGAAUUGGUCAUAAAUAAUAUGAAGUGCUUUUCAAAAUUAGUAUGUAGUGUGUUAAAGCCCUUUUUGUUUGGUUUGGGUUUUUUUAACUUCAUAAAGUUAACGGGGCCAAAUCCUGUCCUCUCUGUUCCUUACGUGAGCAGUGAAGUCAGAGAGGCACUGCCUGAGUAUGUUUUCCAGGCUUUUGCUGGUGGUAAGGAUCUGGCUCGUGAUUGUGUCCUAACCCAAGGGCGUGCUGCCCUUUUAGUCUGGCUUUAGUAACUGCCCAGCUUUUGUGGUGUUGGACAGAACCCUGUAGUCCCGAUGCGUAUUUGUUUUCCAGUAAUCAUUGUAAAGGGGAUCUCAUACAAGGGAGCUUAAUUGGAACCAAAUUUAAAAGUACUCUCCAUCCUGGAAGAAGGAUAGUGUUCACGUACUGCACGUCUUGGGUGUUAGUGCAGGAGAGGUGAAGUGCCAGUGCCUGCUUAUGGGGGGGGUGGGGAGGAAGCGAAACACUCCAGUUAUAGUGUUUACAAAACAACUAAGGAACAAAAAUGUUCAAAUUGCCUUCCUUGAGAACUGUAAAGGUGCAUCUGGUCUUUCUGCACAAAUCACAAUUUAUCCUAAUAUUUUUAUUGAAUACGAGGAGCUGUCCAUUUUUAAAUUGAAUAUUAAAAUCAGUGAAAGUUUAUAAUGUGUACCAAGUUCUUCGAUUUACAUGAUCUAUGGAUGCUCAAAUUCACCAUUUAAAUUUGCAGCAGUGCUGAAUUCUUAAAGAUCACGCGUACUACAGCUUAGCGGUGUAUACUGAACUUGAAGAACUUAAAAAAAAUUAUCGAAAAAAAUUACUGAACAAAAGAUGCUGUAGCACAGUGGAAAAAUCUACCAUGCCUGAUGACAUACUCAAGGGAAGAAUUUUGCACAAGGGAAGAAUCUUCUCAGCACAGUUUCGAUAUAGAGUCAAAACAAAAAAUAAAUUUAAAUUUACUCUUGUGCAUCUGUUCUGAUCAUUUCUUCAGUAUAACUUAGUAAAAAUCCUCUCAUGGAAUACAUUGAAAAUGGAUUUCAACUUGCAAACCAAUACUAAACUUUCAUGAGUGUCCUGCUGGCAUUGGAGGAGGAGCCAUGAAAUGGGAUUUUAAUAAUCAUUUGAUCACUCAUUUAUAGCAGUUGCUUAAAUGUCUGUAUUGAUAAGGUGUUUGACUUCAAAAUAAGUAGGUUGCCAGAUUCCUAGCAAUUCCAAAACUUAAGCGAAAGAUUUUUACAGCUGUUGUGUUAUUACAGACUUACUUUCACAUUAUUAACAAAAUCGGUUUACUAAACUCAGCUUUUAAUUUUACUAAUUCAUUAAACGUAGUCUGCAUUUUUUCAAAGCGUUCAAAGUUUAAUUUUUUUGUAGCAAUUGUUUGUUUUCGGGACUCAACUUUUGUAGUCUAAUUAUUAGAAAGAAUGACAACUGCAUUGCUUAAACCUUUUAAAAAUAAACUCUAAGCGGAAGGUCACCGCAUGAUUUUGGUGACUCUGUACAGAAACCUGACCGCUUUUUAUCCCCUCUGCAUUUGGACAUGGAGCCCAUUUGUGUAUUUUGAACCACGCGUUUUAAAAAUAGAGAAGGCACUCUUAUUAUAAGGCUAGCAAAAAAUAAACGUGAAGUAUUGAGCAAAAACUCUUAAACCUCUUAGUAAAACAUGUUUGGCACCUAGACCUGCUGACCUCAAUGCAGAUGUUUUUAUUGGCAGCAGGACUUUUAAUUGUUACGCAAAAACGAUGGUGGCCCAUAGAUGCGUAGAACAGCAAGGACCCUGACCUACAAAUCUGUCAUGAAUAAUCUUUGAUCACGCAUGGCUUGAGCUGGAGUAUUUGUGUGAUUAAGGAUUCUUUGUACGAGGAAGGUUUGCCAGAUUGAAUUCUGUCGUUCACGUCAACUGCUUGGGUAGAUCAGAGCCUUAUAGAAAGAGUGUACCAAGUUGUGUUUCCUGUUUUUUUCUAAAUAAAAAAAAGUUGAAAAAGUUGGAGCUUCUGUUAACUUAGAAUUUGAAUGAAGCUGUUGUAGUCUAUUGGCUUAAAAUGUCUUUUGAAAUCCAGAGUGGCUACGUUGGGCGUAUAUUAGUUGAUAAAACGUGUAGAGUAGGGGAAAAAACUCAUUCGUGUUAAAAGGAAAUCUUAAACCUUUGUUCUCAUUCAAACAAAAUGGUCAAGGUGGAUCUGCGAUAUUUGGUUAUUGAUCAGGAACUUGUGAAAUUUGAGAACGGGAGAAUCCCUCUGAAGAAAUGUUUUAACAAGUUGGAGGUUACCAGAAGCUCUGAAAGACAGUUCAGAAUAUAUUGCAUCACAUUUUCUGAUGUCCAGAAAUCUGCAAGUGUCAAUUUUGUAUUUUAACUCCUUCCUUUUACCUGACUAUCAGGGAAGCGUGGUUGAGGCUGACCUGACAUGUCAUGAUGUCGACUUGCUAGGUGGGGUUCGCAAGGGACAUUAACCUUGGAGUUAUCGUGCAGGUUUUGUGUAGGGUUGAGAACGGCAGCUGUGGAAGGGCCAGAAUACUGCGUUUGGUGCCCAUCCCUGGAACUGUGAUCCCAAGUAGGUGCUGUGGGAGACUGACUCGUACUACCUUCUCUCAACUUCUCAAGGAUUAAGCACGGUGGAUCCCAUCAAUUACCAUGUGACUUUCUGAACAGGAAAUACUUCUGUUAAUCUGAUUUUACAGACUGGGAGUACGUUGGUUACAUCUCCUUGAUGUUGCAUGGGGCCCAUCCCUGGAAACAUUCAAGAUCAGGUUGGACGAGGCUCUGAGCAACCUGAUCUAGUUGAAGGUGUCCCUGCUGACUGCAGGGGGGUUGGAGUAGAUGACCUUUAAAGGUCCCUUUCAACCCAGACCAUUCUCUGAUUCUAAAUUUUCGUGUUAGGCAGGCAUUCCUUACCAGAAUGAGUAAAGUCAAGGGUGCCAGAAAGAAGUUGCCAGGAAUUGAGUAGGAAGGCCAAGACAGGCAAAUAGACGCGAUGAUUUCAGGUGUCCAGCUUAAAGUGCAGGAGGGUAACGAUGGGCAGUUCCCCAGCUGAAGACAACAGCUGGCGUGUUCUUUCUUUGUAAGUUUUCCUUUGAGUUAAAAAAGAAAAUAAUCUGUUUGUACUGCCCAUGCCCAAGGCUAGAAAAAAUGAGUGAUAGGGUGGGAUGUGUAUCCAGCAGAUAGCGGCUGCCGUCUCUGCCAGCUGAAGAUGAGGAGUAAGGCAGGUGAUACCGAUCUGUGGGUCAGUGGGGAAGUUCCACCCGAGCACUGGAAAGAUGUCAAGAUGCGGCAUCUCUUGUGCAUUACAGGAUCUUUCUGAGGGUCUGUGUUCUAACUGUGCCGUGGAAUCAGCUGGUAGUCAACACACCGGAGGACCUUGUUGUUUGACUUGAAACUCCCUCCAGUGAAUCCGAAGAACGCGUUUGGACUGCGUGCUCCUGGAAUGAGGCAUCUUGCUUUCCCAACAGCGUGCCCGCCACAGAAACGUAGACCUUAUUAGAAUGCUUCCACUUUUGAGAUGUGUAAGCCAGGCAAGUAAAGUCAUCUCCGAUUUUUGAAGCAAAAAUGCACAUGAAGUCUCUGAAAACCCUGGAUUGCGGUAAAAGUUUCCAAAAGAAUUUUGUGUGGGCAGUCAAAGGACCACAUUGGAGUAACAUCAAAGUUGCGUUAAAAGAAAUCUGACGUAAUCAGAUGAUAUGGUCUCAGUCUUCUUAGGUCUUAGAUUUUUCUAAAUACGGUAACUGGGCACAAAAUAGCAGCAGUAUUUGGGUAGGGAGAAGCAAGCCUGACAAAGUUGCUUGUUGUUUUUUAAGAAAGUAACAUCUUUUUUUUUUUAUUUUUUUAUUUAAGAGAAUGCUUGUAGCGGACUGCAACUUUCCAUUUUAAUCUCUUCCUCUGCAGUUCCAUUAGUCCUGGUGGGAGGAGGGCUGCCUUUCCGAGUGAGGAUACAGGGUAAACUGCUUUACAAGUGUAUGGUAAAAACCGUGACAGCGAUGGAACAGAUUUUGCCUGGUGUGAAAUCCGAAGUUUCAGAAGUAACUUUCUUGGUAACCAGCAGAGGAGUAGCAAGUAAUAAUACUGAAAUACCUCUGUGCUGUCUUCUGUAGCUGUCUGUGGUUCAGGUUGAGGUCCUACAACUGUGAAAUGCAAACAGGUUGUGUAUUUCACAUCUCUCUAACCAUCACGUAUUUCUUAUAAGCUUCCAAUAAUGAGUAAAAUAAUGCAGGCCAGACGACAAGGACGUUUCUCGUAACUUUAUUUCUAUCUAAAAAGGCAUAUCUUUCGGAUACUGAGCUGGAUCUGGCAACAGAGACUGUGAGCUUUGCUCUCUUAACAGGAAUGUGGGCUGCGUAAUUCACCUUGGUUCUCUGCUGGCAGUUACUGUGUUGGUAGGUGAAAAUUAGGUGACGGUGCCUGAAGUUACGAAUUCCCUGUGCACUGGGGGACUGCAGUAUAUAAAUACGUGAGAGGAUCUCCAGGAGGAAGCGUGGGAAUGGAAAAGCCACGCUGAUGUCAUGCAAAGACAGGCUUCUUUUUGAGGCACAGAGCCUUUGCUUGUGGUAGCGGUAAACUGUUGUAAAUUGAGACCACAAAAUCUUUAGCGAGGGGAAAAAAAACUGCAUUCAGACUUUAAUACCGAAGACUGGGAAUGACCGUGGUUACGUAGAGAGAUAGGAUUGCUAUCAGUCAGUAAUUCAGCCAGUGCAGGUGUGUUACUCCUGUCUGGAAGAUGAUGUCUGAUGGCAGAAUGAAAGGAGAAGCAAAAGCUUAUGGCUGUGUAGAAGGAUAUUUUUUUUUUUUCAGUCAAUCGGUUGUCUAAAUAAAACAAGAUAUUUUAGAAAUUGUAGUUGAUUGAACAGCAGUCAGAAAUUAGGCUCCAAAAAAUUUAAAACUCAUAUUUUUAUUUGGUAUCUUCAGCGUGCAAGUAGCUGGUCCCUUUUAUCUAUUAAUCAUGUUUUAGCUUCCAUUCUCAUCUCAUCUCCCAUCAUCCCUGAAGAAUAUUCAUGGCGCCAUGUGAAUUGAGCAGGCGGGUAAGUUACCUGCCUUUCUACCUCCGGAGAAGUUUGAUUGCAGGUUUUUCUCAAAGUAUUUCAUUCCUAACACUUCAUCUCUGCCCAGUCUGGUGUUACAGCCUCUGUGGACAUACCAGCGUACUAAAAUUGUGUCACAGCAUCGAGCGAAUUGGAUCUGGGAUGUGCUUUUAAAUUUGUAAAAAAAACUCGCAAAAUAACCCAGCACACUGUAUGUGCGAGCGGAUCCCGGCCGGCAGCGCUGCUGUGGGUCGUGGCCCACGGAGGAGAGCUGCCCUUCGCCUUCUGCCUGCCGCGUCUGGCAGCACAGGUUUUGCAGAACAGUCACUGGGGGGAAAGGGGUCACCAGAACGCAAACGUCGAAUGCGUCAUGGUUUCUUCUGCUGGCCACCAUGCUCCUGAACUUGUUAGAAUAAUGCCUGGCGUGAGCUGUGCUUCGCGACGUAAAUCAAGCUUAAUUUUAGCCCAGUGCUUUCUGAAUUGGAAUGGCUCAGGCAAACGUUUGUUUUGAAGUGUUUAUAAUUGCUUCUUGUAGUUGUGCGCACAAGUGCCGGUUGUGUCCUGAUUUAAGAAGUUCUGGCCUUCCAGUAGAUGGCUCUUUAGCGUCCUUUUGGAACCCUCAUGGGGGGGGAGAAGUAACUGACAGAUAAAGAGGCGGGACAGAAGAUUAUAGGACUCUCCAGUUGCUUUUCAAUAUUUACUGUAGUAUUUUUUCAAUAUUUUUCCUUUUCUAGGUGUUUUCUAGGUUUCCUGGACUUAGGCUCUAUCGCUCUCAACCUCUUACGGUUCAUCAUGAACUGCAGUCAGCAAAAGCACUCUGCCGGAAGGCUUGACUCAUAUUUACCUUACAGUUCAGAAUGGAUUCUCCUUGCAAGCAUUAAAGAAAAAGAGAAAAGGAACUGAAAGAUAUUUAAUUUUUUCCUGGGUUUCUGUACUUUUAAUCAAAGUGUCUAGGGAGCUGGGUCUUAACUUUGCUUUUACUGGAGGUGAAAUAGAGAAGUAGUUGUGUAACUGGCCGUUUUAUUUGUCUGAAAACACCUUUUUGGGUGUCACCUGCGUCGUCUGGGUGCCUUCGGAGAGCCCUGCUGCUGUGCAAGGCUCACAUCCGUGAGGCUCAGCAGUGCAACGUGACAAGAAGGGCAGAGCAGGAUGCAAAACAAUUGUAUUCUCAGAAGUAGAGUUCAGUGCCUGCUUUUUUAGUAUGUGAUUUGGGUUGAGAGAAGGAGGAUUGAAAAGCAUAGUUGUAGUAUUUCGUUUGUUGAUCGUCUCGUAAAGAACCGCGUUGCACUGCGUCUUCUGGAUAGAGAAGGGCAGACCUUUGGGGGCUGAAGACUGGUAAGACGCUGGUGCAGCUUUUCUUUGCUGGCCUUAGCGCCCCUUGCAGUCUUAAAAGUUUUGCUUUUCUAGCUUGUUUUCCUUUCCUUUUGCCUUCCUUUUGCUUUGCUUUUGCUUUUGCUUCCCCUUGCCUUGCCUUUCCCUUUCCCUUUCCCUUUCCCUUUCCCUUUCCCUUUCCCUUUCCCUUUCCCUUUCCCUUUCCCUUUCCCUUUCCCUUUCCCUUUCCCUUUCCCUUUCCCUUUCCCUUUCCCUUUCCCUUUCCCUUUCCCUGUCUCUUCCUCUUCCUCUCGCCACUACUGCAGAUGGGAGGUAUUACCGUGUUCUUAACAACAGUAACAACCAAACCCAGCCCCACCCCCUCCAGUACCUGGAAGUUUCUGAGAGAUGGAAUUUCUUCAAUAAAGCCGUUACUGUGGAUUGUGAGAGGGAGCCAGGACAGGGAUCCCUGCGGGCGCCUGCACGGAGCCGUUGAGGUCCCCCUGAACCGAGGUGGCUGUGCUGGAUCAUCACAUUUCAGGUCCGAUGGAGCAGUGUUACGUCAGGAUGUCCGCAGAAGUCUCCCACGCGGUUUGCAGAGCGGGUGUAGCUUGGAAAGCGGCGCGGUCAUACGCAUCCUGUGCUUGAUUGCAGAAGCCUGGGUGGCUCCACCUCUGCCGGCAGCUUCUCCUGCUUUGUUCACAAAGGUGUUGGACCCUGUAGACGUGCGUCCUUUCCAAUUUCUCUCAAAAGCCUGGUGAGAGGGAGGUUCCUGAUCUUGCUAAAACCCAAACCCAAACAACAACGACAAAAAAGUAGCUUUGCUUGCAGCUUUUCAGCUCUUGAUAUGCUUUGCCGCAGAGGUCUGUGCUUGUCUCUUUGUGUUCCCUCUCAGCGUGUGACCCUUUCCCCUUUGGGCUAAGAUCCUUUCCCCUUCUCAGAGCUUCAUCUUCCAGCCUCCUACCCAUCUUACGUUUAUGAUAAGUAAAAUCGUUUCAGUCCUCUUGUUCCCUUCGGUGGGUGUUUGUCCGUGGAUACGGGCCAAACCUCCUGACAUCAUUAGAGCCUUGUUUAAUGCCUGAGGCGUGGCAGCAGUAGGUAACGUUCGAGGUGAUGCUGCUUCAUUCACCCUAAAUACCUUCCUGUGCUGUUGAGGUCUUCCCAGCUCUGCAGCGCUGUUAUCCUAGUGUCGCUGAGUGCCGACGCGAAAGAAUUUCCAUCUUCCAGAACAGUACAAGUGGUAGCAGAAAGGAUGAAAGCAAGCCUUUACUGGCUCUGGGGUUUUCUCCCUUGUCUGCGUUCUAGGUAUGGUAGGACUUUUGAUGUAAAUUAUGCUUCUUGUGACCCAAGAGUUCAGUUAAGUCUGGAGGUCAGCUUGAUUUGAGUGAGCUUUAGAGCGUUAUCACUCUCUAAAACUACCUGAAAGGAGGUUGUAGAGAGGGUGGGGUUGGUCUCUUCUCCCAAGGAACAGGCGAUGGGACAAGAGGAAAUGGCCUCAAGUUGCAGCAGGGGAGGUUUAGACUGGAUAUCAGGAAAGAUUUUUACACUGCAAGGGUUAUUAAGCAUCGGAACAGGCUGCCCAGGGAAGAGGUUGAGGCACCAUCCCCGGGGGUAUUUAAAAGAUGGGCAGACAUAGUGCUUAGAGAUACGGUUCAGUGAUGGUUUUUGUCAGAGUUAGGCUGAUGGUAGGACUCAAUGAUCUGAAAGGUCCCUUCCAACCUGGGCGAUUCUCUGAUUAUACCUCCACACUGGUGGCAGAAACCCAUGAACCGUUGUUAUUUCUUGGAACAGUUAAUUUGCUAGUCAGAUCCAUUUGAGGCGAGCAUUUUUCUUCUAGAUCCCUUGAUCUCUGGUCUCUGGCCUGUGCUGGAUCAUUGGCCUGGCUUUACGUAUGUCGCUUGAUCUCUUUAGGGUUCAAGAAAUGAAGAUUUCUUUGGUUUCAUUCCUUUUUUAGGGAAAUAGCAUGUUGUGGUCACAGCUGUCAGGUAGCCCUUGAAUCUUAAAAUUCUGAGUUUCUCCAAAACUGGUGGUCGUUCUCUGUUCGCUUCUUUUGGGUAUUAGGCGUAGAAGAUGCUCUCGGGGGAGUGUGGUAACGCGCUGCCUCCUGUGAUUGCGCCUCGUUGGUGAUACCUUGACAGGUAGCGUUGCUUCGACUUGCAUAGGCAACAAGAAAUCUUGCAGCCUGGUUGUUGGUCAUUCAUGCGAGAACAUCAGGCGCGUUUAGGAUUUAAAAUCCUUGCCUGUUGCUAGUGGAUCUGUCCUAAAGAAAAAGGCAAAAAAAAAAAGCGUAAGUAAACGCCAAUAAACGUCGCCGCGGUGCAACUCUACGAAGUGCCUGUGUGGGCAUCGGUAAAGUGUCUGUUGCAUUUUAUUUCAUCUGCAGGACAUUCAGGUUGAUCCGUCUUUGACUGAACAGUUUCUCUCUUAUUAAUGGGCAGUUUGGAAAAAAAUAAUGAUCUGUUCCAGAGGAGCUGGGAUUUCUUUUUGUUCUACGUGCUUAAAAGAAGCUUCCAACAUAUGGUAGGAGAAACGGUUAAAAAGAAAGCCUUAGCUCUGAAGUUGAGGAACAUGGAUGUUUGUUACUAAUCUUAGCCCAAACCUUACACAAACCGGUAUUCAAAGACGAAAGAGUAAAAAUAGCUUAAACCAGCUCUGGCAGUACGUCACGUUCCUUUCGGCGAGCUGACGCUGUAACUCGGGGAACCGUCACCUGCCUUCUCGCUUCCAGAUUCAGUCCUGACUUUUAGUUCAUAGAUGGUUGUACAGACGCAAAGAGUUACAGCUUACGUUGCAAAACUGAUCAGGAUCUUCCCAAGUGUACCUCAGUAAUUCGCGAUAUUUGCUGGCAUGUAAAACGGAUUACUUGCUUCAUUUCACUUACUUUAUGCGUUUAGAGAGGCAGGAGGAUAACGUAACACCUUCUACCUCUAAUUGCAGGGUUUUUUAAACCACGUGUGUAUAUGACAGUUGAUUAGCUAUUUACAUAUUAAAUUACUAGCUAGCAAUCUCAAUGAAAUUCUUCACAUCAGUGAAGAGGGCAGCAGAGCCUUUCCCGAGAUUGUGAAGCCUGUUUUAUUCACGUUAUUUGUAAUGAAGAGAUCCCGUUUGCUGCUUUUGCAUUUGCUAAACGCCAGCUUCCUCUUUUCCUUGACACAGGGUUACAGGACGUACGCUCUGUUAUGAUAACUUUCUCCUGUUUGAAAUUUAAUUAUUUCUGCUCUCGUCUGUUUUUAGAUGAUGCAGGGUAGACGUUGCGAUGGGCACUAAAGCACGGACGUGCGAUGGGAGCUCUGGCGGCAGGUACUCGUAUCUCCUCCCGGUGGUCUGAGGUGUCCGGGGACGGCUUAGGUGCCGUGUGUCCCUUGGCCGUUGUUUUCUCUGUUCUCAAUUUAUUAAUUUCAGUGUUGAUAAAAUUGUUUGUCUUCAUUUGUAGCACAUCCAAGAGCUGCGCUGCAACAGAGAAGGUGAGUUUAGUGGUGGGGGGGGUGGGUUCACAACCAGGCCCUCAAUAGUUAAUCUCUUCUGGUUUUUCUGAUAGAAUCCUUAAAGUUCUGUGGACAGAUGUUGGAUUGAUCAGGUGGCUGCUGAAACCGUGGCAUAAUGUCAAGAAACAGGGCGUGUUUUUAGCAUGGGGGAGGGAGGAAAAGAGACCAAUUUGAGAAUUGGAUUUUUAACCCUUCCUGAAGUUUUUUUUUGUUUUCGUUUGAGAUAUGGACCCAGAGGCAGUGUCACUACUCUGUUCAGAGAGGUGUUUUUUCUGUUCGUGUUCCUGAUGGAGAAGCAGGGUCUGUGUAGUGCUUGUUGCUGGAAACUACUGAGCUGCUCGUGCUGGUUGAUGGGUCUGCUGGGCGUCAGCGGGACGCUGCCCUCUGCCCUGCGCCGGGGAGCCGCCACCGCCGUUAGCCGUGCGUUAAAGAUAAGAAUUCCUGUUUUCAGUCAAGUUCAGGUUGUGUUGGUUCUGAAGCCUAAUGAAAGCAUUAGCUAAUAGGUACCUCACUUCUCUGAUUUGGGUUAUAAAGGACUUGCCUGUGAACCUUGUUUUGAGGAGGAACUUCUUUGCUGUGAGGGUGGCAGAGCCCUGGCACAGGCUGCCCAGAGAGGUGGGGGAGUCUCCAUCUCUGGAGACAUUCCAAAGCCGCCUGGAGGCGUUCCUGUGCCACCUGCUGUGGGUGACCCUGCUCUGGCAGGGGGUUGGACUGGGUGAUCUCCAGAGGGCCCUUCCUGCCCCUGUGAUGAUUCUGUGAUUCUGUGACCGCUAAUUAAGUCUCUGAAUUUCUUCCUUAGGUACCCAAGCAAAUAGUCCCAGGUACGCUUUCCUAGGUAGAACAGUGUGUAGACAACAAAUAUUUAUUAACAAUAGGGAAAAAUAUAGUGUAAGAACGUGAAAUCUAGACUACCUUGAACUAAAAGAAAGAAAUAAACAAAAUUUUAGGAGAUACUGUAGCUUAAUGCCACUGCUUGGAAGAAUGAUUCUUUAACAUGAGGGUUUUUUAACUGUCAUUAAAAGCAUGCAUACAAUCUGUACUUCUGCAGUAAAUGUAAAACAUGCCGUGGAUUCGCUGCCUUCCAGGAGAACCCCAGCGUCUGCCUGUCACAGCAUGUGGUCGGAGCAGUGACGUACCACGUCAGCAGUUUCAGGUGGGUGUGUUACGUGUUUUCAGUCUUCUCUCUCGUUCUGUGCAGUGUACGAGAAACUGCACGUGCCUGGUAUAAUUUGUUUCCUACCCGGUCCUCUUGUAACGUCCAGUUUUUCUAAUAAACAUCUUUUGAAGUCA
Messenger RNA from Chroicocephalus ridibundus (black-headed gull), 15080 nucleotides. RefSeq names its product heterogeneous nuclear ribonucleoprotein R (gene HNRNPR). Bases 79 to 2067 code for a protein of 662 amino acids. Gene Ontology annotation, molecular function: mRNA binding. The transcript is spliced from 12 exons. Lineage: Eukaryota; Metazoa; Chordata; Aves; Charadriiformes; Laridae. The record is from RefSeq and is a predicted model, not a curated record. Gene Ontology annotation, cellular component: nucleus; ribonucleoprotein complex.